AUGAUUUGCAUCAGAGUCAUUCCUGGCACAAUUAUAGACAAGAUCAUCUGGGGAUCAAAGCCAUUCGCAACCGCUUAUAAAGCCCUAGCCGAAGCCGGCUUUACCAAAAUCGACGCAAUUCUCCCAGUACCAGCGUACAGCGGGCAGAUCUGGGUUUUCAGUGGAACUCAAUAUGCCCGGCUCAAUGGUACCGAAGACACCAUUGUAUUUGGUCCUGCACCCAUCGCAGAGCAUUGGCCAUCGCUCGUUCAGGCGGGUUUCCCUACCGUCAAUGCUGUUUUCCCCACCCCGGGAGAAUCAAAUCACGCAUAUGUCUUCCACGAGGAUAGAUUCGCACGCAUCACUUUAACCCCGGGCACAAAUGAUGAUAAGGUCUACUUUGGUCCUGCUCCUCUUGCCAAUCAUUGGCCGGUCCUUGUCAAUGCAAAGAUCACUUCUGUUGAUGCUGUGAUUCCCACUCCAGGCUUUCCUAGUGAUGGAUACUUUUUUAGUGGUGAGCAGUUUAUGCGUCUUACUGUCACACCCAAUGAGACCCAGAACAAGGUUGUGUUUGGGCCUGCUCCGAUCCAGAAGCAUUGGCCUUGUCUCAAAGAUCUGUGA
Messenger RNA from Penicillium pulvis, 600 nucleotides. RefSeq names its product Hemopexin-like domain-containing protein. NCBI's taxonomy places the organism in Eukaryota, Fungi, Ascomycota, Eurotiomycetes, Eurotiales, Aspergillaceae. The record is from RefSeq and is a predicted model, not a curated record. The transcript has a single exon. Bases 1 to 600 code for a protein of 199 amino acids.